This is a messenger RNA of Funneliformis mosseae, 642 nucleotides long. The record is from the annotation of a GenBank genome assembly. Lineage: Eukaryota; Fungi; Glomeromycota; Glomeromycetes; Glomerales; Glomeraceae.
AUGUUAAAGUAUGGUCUCAAAUUUUUACAAGAUAGAAAGAAAGAGAGAAAACGUUCGAACCAAGAAGUCAAACCGGAGUUACCUGCUUUUGAGUGGCAAGUAACCAGUGAUACAAGUUUUGAAGAUUGUUUGCCUUCAACUUCCUCCACAACUACGACAAUUAAUCCUUCCAACGAUGAAAUGUCUUGCAGUUCAGAUGUAAAUUGUAAAUCUUCUUUGGUUAGAUCAUCAACGAAUGUUGAAUCUGGUAGAAUAAGAUUAAUACAAAUAAUUAGUGAUGAAGAAGCGAGAACAAAAUUUCGAAAUUAUUUAGUUUCACAAUAUUGUGAAGAAAAUUUAGAUUUUUACAUGGAUAUUGUAAAAUUUCACUCUCAUUUUAAUAGUGAAGGUUCUUUAAACCUUCCUGAAAUCAUUUCAUAUGCCAAUUAUAUAUGGAAUGAAUAUUUGGAUCCUGAAACUUCCACAAAACCUUUAAAUGUCCCUCAAGACCUUUUAAAUAAUUGUAAACAAAAAAUUUCAAAGUUGUUUACCAUCGAUUUAUUUGAUAAACUUCAACAACAUUGCUUUGAUUUAAUGUUACAAGAUUCGUUACCGAAAUUUACGCGAAAUCUAUUUCCUCCGGCUCACUUCGUUCUAAAUUGA